Molecule: messenger RNA, 807 nt
Organism: Drosophila biarmipes
Lineage: Eukaryota; Metazoa; Arthropoda; Insecta; Diptera; Drosophilidae
Exons: 3
Coding region: 62-757 (231 amino acids)
Source: RefSeq, a predicted model, not a curated record
UUAGUUGCAGCUUGGUUUCAGUUCGGUUCGGUCGCCCAAAGGUGUUGGAGGCUCCAAGAAAAUGCUGCAAUCGGGAAAGUUUUUUAUUUGGCUGGCUUUUCUGCUGGCCUCUCAAGAGAUUUCGGGAGCAGUUUCACCUGAAGUGCAGAAUGCAGUCGAGCUGCCCAAAUGCUUUAGCUGCGAGGGCGUGAAUUGUCUGAGAACAACGCGCCAGAAUGCCACCGUCAGCUGUUCCGAUAAGUUGGAUGUCUGCGUUACCAUUUACGACGACUUUGCCGUGAGUGAGCGGGGCUGUUUCUCCCAGAUUUCCUUGGCUGGCCAGGCAAAAUGUGCGGCCAAGGACGACCAAUGUCAAAAGUGCAGUGGUCAGUUGUGCAACAACCAGGGGCGCAGGGACUUCAAGUGCAUUCAAUGCAUAGGCUCUGAUUCGGCUUCCUGCAACAAGGGUGCGUCCUCCGCCCUAACCGCCUCCCAAUGUGGCCUGCCUACCUCGGCUAACUCCUACUGCUAUGUCAAGGUCGUCGGCGACAAGAAGGACAGCCUGCAAAGGGGUUGUGCUCUGUCUGUGAAGGAACAAAAAUCCUGUCUGGAGGACUCGAAAUGCUCCCUCUGCCUGCCCGAUAACUCCAGUGAUUCCGAGGCCUGCAACAACUUCGACCUGGAACUGGACUCUAAAUCGGGUGCUGACAGAAGUCAACAAUUCAUAAGUCUGAGCUUUGCUUUCUCUGCCUUGCUCUUGCUUAAAAUGCUGAACUAAAUGUUAAAUAAAUAAACAAAAAUAUAAUAAAUAUCGAUUUUUUGUCAAAA